AUGCAAUCGGCGGCCGAUCAGUUUCUGGACUCAUUGGAAGUUCCAACCCCCGAUCAGAUAUUAAUCCAGUUGAACGAAUCCAAGGAGAAACUACGAGACACCGAAUCAAUCCUUAAAGUCUUGCAGGAAGCCAUGGAAACUACCAAACAAUUGCCAGAGGGCGGGGACAAAGAGGUUCUUAUAAAAGAACUUCAGAGUAAUAUCAAUCGACAGAAGCUCCUUCUCGAACGCGAAUCGGUCAAGCUAUCGGUUAAAGAAGAAUACAUGAAGAAUGUGAUGAAAAUGGGAGGAAAUGUAGGAAACUCAGCUGGCUCGCAAGACGAAUGA
Molecule: messenger RNA, 327 nt
Organism: Puccinia graminis f. sp. tritici CRL 75-36-700-3
Lineage: Eukaryota; Fungi; Basidiomycota; Pucciniomycetes; Pucciniales; Pucciniaceae
Exons: 2
Coding region: 1-327 (108 amino acids)
Source: RefSeq, a predicted model, not a curated record